This is a messenger RNA of Dioscorea cayenensis subsp. rotundata (Guinea yam), 874 nucleotides long. RefSeq names its product small nuclear ribonucleoprotein SmD3b-like. Gene Ontology annotation, cellular component: U2 snRNP; pICln-Sm protein complex; U1 snRNP. Gene Ontology annotation, biological process: spliceosomal snRNP assembly; RNA processing. Bases 131 to 526 code for a protein of 131 amino acids. Lineage: Eukaryota; Viridiplantae; Streptophyta; Magnoliopsida; Dioscoreales; Dioscoreaceae. The transcript is spliced from 5 exons. Gene Ontology annotation, molecular function: RNA binding. The record is from RefSeq and is a predicted model, not a curated record.
AGAAGAACAACCGGCACUGAAAAGCUUGCUAGGGUUUUAAGGUCUCAACCGCUCAAGCUCUCGUUCCUCUGAAGCCCUAGUGAGCGGAAGUGGAGAAGGAGUAGCUCGGAGAGAGUGGGAGACGGAGAAGAUGAGCCGGAGCUUGGGGAUACCCGUGAAGCUGCUGCACGAGGCAGCUGGCCAUAUUGUGACGGUGGAGUUGAAGAGCGGCGAGCUCUAUCGGGGUAGCAUGAUCGAGUGCGAGGACAACUGGAACUGCCAGCUCGAGAACAUCACCUACACUGCUAGGGAUGGGAAGGUUUCACAGCUUGAGCAUGUUUUCAUCCGGGGAAGUAAAGUAAGGUUUAUGGUCAUUCCUGAUAUGCUGAAAAAUGCACCAAUGUUCAAACGUUUGGAUGCAAGAAUCAAGGGCAAAGGGUCUGCUUUGGGAGUUGGCCGUGGUCGUGCAGUUGCCAUGCGUUCUAGGGCCCAAGCCGCUGGUCGUGGUGCUCCGCCUGGUAGGGGUGCACCCCCUGUAAGGAGGUAGCCGGAAUUUGGCAUUACUGAAUCCUAGCGCCUAAUGUGAUUAGAACUGGAUGUCUACGUGAUCAAAUUAGCUUUCGACUUAUUGAGAGCCUUCAACAAUGAGCAAGAAGGGUGUGUGAUAGAUACUGGAUCACUGUUUGAUCAUUUAGUGUCUCUGAUGCCUCUUAUCUGAUGUUGUUUUUUUUUUUGAUUUAUUAAAAUUGCUUUAUCAUCUCCUGUAUGAGGUGUUAAACUAAUGCUAGUAUUUGGAACACUUCAUCUCAUGAUCUUCCCAUGGAUAUCUGUGGAUGUGUAUUCUGAGUUGGGUGAUACAUUUUGCAGGACCCAGAAGUUUUGCUUUGUGGGAGUA